UCGCAGAACUUUGAGACUUUGAACUCCUCUUCCAUUCCUACGACCGCGCCCGCUUUGAUGAUGACCCCUUCAGCCUGGCCCCCAACUCGUGCCCCGGACAUCUUUCCUGAAGGCAUACACAGCCGGACUUCUCAUGUCCCGUCAGGAAGAGAUUUUGCGGGACCGUCACAGCAGGCAAUUUCAUUGCCCAUCUUUGCUGGGAAGGAAACGGCUACACUUUGCGGAUCCUGCCUGCCGGAGAUGUGGGAAUCUCGGAUGCUCAAAACUUCCACCGGUAAGCCCGCAUUAAGUCAGUGCGUAUGCCGCAUUUUGCUCCAGAUUCACUUCAAUUGUGGCAAGUAA
Protopolystoma xenopodis is the source of this 342-nucleotide messenger RNA. The record is from the annotation of a GenBank genome assembly. Lineage: Eukaryota; Metazoa; Platyhelminthes; Monogenea; Polystomatidea; Polystomatidae.